AUGUCUUAUGAUUAUAAUCAAUUAGUUAAUGCUGCAAUUAUUAGAGCAUAUUCAUUAAUAGAUUAUAAUAUUUAUGAUGAUAUACAUGAACAACAUGAAUUUUGUAAAAAAACAGUUCUUGAAGAUGAUUCACUUACAGAAAAUGAAAAAUUUGAAGCAAUGAAAAUAUUAAUUAAAGCUUAUGAUGACGAAAAAAUUGUGUUUAAUACAGGAAUAAAAAGAAUUUGUGAAAAUUGUAAUAAAGAAUGUUUAGCUACAACAUAUUGUGAACUUUGUGUUCGAAAUUAUUUAAAAACAAAAUUUUCAAAUUGGACAUCGGGAAAUUAUGAUAUUGAUAAUUUAAUACAAGAAUGUCAAAUGAAAACAUUUAUACCGGAUAGAAUAACAGAAUGGAUUCCAUAUAAUAAUUUACAAAAUAUUGAAUAUCUAACAAAAGGUGGUUUUUCAGAAAUUUAUACAGCAAAAUGGAUUGAUGGGAAUUUUAUUGAAUGGGAUUCUGAAGAGCAACAAUUAAUAAGAUAUGGGACUCAUAAUGUAGUACUUAAAAGAUUAGAAAAUGUUGAAAAUUCUAACCAAAGUUGGAUUGAAGAGGCUAAAUCACAUUUACUGAUAAGCAAUAAAUGGAAUGAAAUUGUCCGUUGUUUUGGAUUAACACAAGACCCAUCAGAUGGAAAUUAUAUGCUUGUAAUGAAUAAAUUGGAUAUGGAUUUAAGAAAAUAUUUACAACAAAAUCAUAAACAACUUUUAUGGAAAAAAAGAAUUCAAAUUAUCACUAAUAUGAUUGUUGCACUUUAUAGAAUUCAUGAUGAAAAUGCAAUUCAUAGAGAUUUGCAUUCUGGGAAUGUACUUUUUGCCCAAAGAAGUCAAAAUUUUGAAAUUAGUGACCUUGGAUUUUGUGGACCUGCAGAUAAACCAUUAAAAAGUAUAUAUGGAAAUCUUCCUUACUUAGCUCCUGAGGUUAUUAUUGGAAAAGGUCAUACUUUUAAAUCUGAUAUUUAUGGUAUUGCAAUGCUUAUGUGGGAAAUUUCAUCUGGACAACCACCAUUUUUUAAUUAUGAACAUAAUUAUGAUCUUGCAAUGAAUAUUGUUAGUGGUAUAAGACCAAAAAUUGUACUAGGAACUCCUUUAGAAUAUGAAAAUUUAAUGAAACAAUGCUGGGAUGCUGAUCCAUCUAAAAGACCUGAUAUUCAUACAUUAUGGGAUAAAAUGAGUGAAAUUAAUUUAUUUUAUCAAAGUCAAUUUAAUGAUCAACUAGAAGAAAAUAAUAACCUAGAAUGGGAAUGCCCAGAAAAUUAUACAAGUAACAGCAGUAGUUUAUUUGCAAGUAAACUUUAUCAAUUUGAUAAUCUUCCUGAACCUAGGAAUGCAACAGAAGAAGAACUAGAAGCAUUUUAUUGUAAAUCAUAUGACUUUUAUAUUCCUGAUAAAAUUGAUAACUUUGGUAAAUCGAGUAGUCAAAAGAAUGAAAGUAUUUUGGUUAAUAAAGAUGGUAGUAAAAACGUAUCCAAAGUAUUCAAUGAACUACCAAUAAGUUCAGAACCUGAUGCCCAAAACAAUUAUCAUAGAGAAGAAAUAAUACAACGGCAAAGAAGGGAUAUUUAUAUUGAUGAUGAAGAUGAAGUACAUAACAAUCCAAACCUUCAUUCAGAUGAACAAGACGAAUUGGAACUUCCUGGUGGAAUUAACGUUAAUGAUCUUGGAAUUAUGUAA
This is a messenger RNA of Rhizophagus irregularis DAOM 181602=DAOM 197198, 1710 nucleotides long. The record is from RefSeq and is a predicted model, not a curated record. NCBI's taxonomy places the organism in Eukaryota, Fungi, Glomeromycota, Glomeromycetes, Glomerales, Glomeraceae.